Messenger RNA from Amoebophrya sp. A120, 2374 nucleotides. The record is from the annotation of a GenBank genome assembly. NCBI's taxonomy places the organism in Eukaryota, Dinophyceae, Syndiniales, Amoebophryaceae.
CAACAGAAGCAAGUACAGCAACCGUUUCGUAUAAGUUGGUUCAAGCUGUAUGUAGUGCACCAGUCUCGGAAAACGAGCGAAGAAGCGACGCAAAAACCCUGGUAAAAUGACGCAGACAGCGAAGCAAUGUGAGUUAAGAAUGGCGUUUGGGUUUGCCCUUGUCACUAUUUCAUCACCGCCUUUUUUUGGUUACUGGCGGCGCAGCACUCGCGGUGCAAUUUCAACGUCUGGGGGGUCCUCGUUGUGCUACGGUGGGUAAGUAAGCAGGCACUUGGUUGACGGAUCCAUUUGUUUCUUUGAUGGUCAAUGGAAUCGCGUCUCGACAGCUCAGUCGGUUUAUUUGCUCGUAGCCUGUAGUACAUCUACCUCCUUGCAGCUUGUACCCUUGAAGAAAUCAUGUUUUGAAUCCAGUGCCGGGUCAUCUGGGAACGCUACGACUCACACUCAAUAUGAUCGGUUGACGUCAUCAUGCUCAUCCAUGCUCCUCAUGUUUGUAUUGUCAUCGGUCGAAGUACUAGGUAAUCGGUGUAGAUCAGUAUUGAUUUCUCCUACUUUGAUGGUGACGUUGUAUGAUGGGGCUUAUUUGAUGAAGUUUAAGUCGCUGGCUCAUCUCUUCGGUUUGCUUCCCCGUCAGGGCAACGUCGGUCGCUAGCCGACAUUUUACGAUACUAGCAGUAUCAAGUUGGUCUUUGCUCCUGUGCAAAGAGAUGCAAGAUUUUAUCAAAUCGCUCACUAACAAGUAGACAAGAGGCCUCAUCUUACUGAAGAUGUACCACAGGACUACAAUAACCAGAACUACAUAAAAGUUAACAGCUCUUAAUUAUGCCACUUCGUGAUUGUCUUGAUAUUAGACAGCCCAGCCUUAUUCAUAUUCUUUCAGAAGAUUACCUAGCCUAGCCCUAGCCUAGGCAAAUUCUAGAGAUAGAGUCGUCAGUAAGCUGUAAGCAGCGAGGACCACCCACGUUGGCUAUCAUGGCGACCCCACGCACCUCAUCGAUCGACUCGAGCCAUCUGACGUCUCUGACAGUGCUCCCGACGGAUGUCUUUCUCUUGCAGUCGCUCAUCUUGUGCAUCGGGGUAGGAAAACGCAAAACGUUAUCACAGCUUUUCGACAAGUUCUUGUAGUUUACAACUUUCCGACCGCUCUCAUCUUGGGCAUGAUGAACGAAUAGAAAUAAAUGCGGUCUGAGAUGAAAAGUAUGAUCUUAUUCAGGUAGCUUCGUCAUCCAGGAGCAACAUAAUGUACUCCGCGCAUGUGCAGGAACAGGAUGUCGAGCUGAAUAAAUGCAAAAAGUUCAAUUUUUACGAAGUAAUAGUAAUCCAAUCCUGUAGUAGUUCUCGCACCACGGAGAGCUGCAGCUGCAAUAAAAUCUUUCGAAAAAAUAAGAUACCGUUUUCUGUUUUGAUACGACCGGCCCGGGGACUACCGAACCCGAAGGAGACGAAGUAUGAACCUGCUGAAUAAUGCAAAUGCCACAGGAAGACCACGUGAAGAGUUGCAGCGUCUUCAUCAUGAUCCCGGAGGAGCACCAGCAGCAGGGGUAGACCGGCUACAAGAAAGCGAUGGCAUACCAGAUCGAAACCCAGCAAGAAGGUCCUCUUCCAGUAUGGUUCAACUAGACCUCGCGACAGCAAGUACAACACUCACCCAGAAGCUUCUGCUCCUCAUCGUGCGCUUCCGGAACCUGUUCGCGUUCUCGUCCGGUAUGUGCAUCGCCUUAGCGAUACAGAUGUACUUUUACUACUGUCUGCGAAAGACGGGACCGCCGUUUGGUUUGGUUUAUUACGAGACCGUUUCGCAGUGCUGGGCCCCGGGCGGGGCCUGGUCAUGGGUUUCUGGCGGGGAACCAGGGAACGGAUGGUAUUGACGAAAGGUGGUCUAGCUGCGAGCAGAUUGUGAGUGAUCGCGUUGUGAACAGCGAGUAGCGCAGAAUGUGUUGGUCUACUUGUGUGAUAGUUUACGCUCCUGUCCAUCCGGUAGAAUAGCGAAGUAAAGCUACUGAAGUGGGCUGUUUCUUUACAGCUGCAAAUAAUUAUUCACUCGCAAGGGACCCACGUACUACUCUGCUUAGUCAACACCAGAAAUAGGAGGUUGGAUUUGGGAGGCUUUCGUAAACAUGGAUACUAGUUAGUACAACGAAGAAACGGCAGGUUCCUUCAUGCACCAAGUUGGACAACAUCAACAGAUUUUUAACACAACAAAGUAAAACGCUGCCUCUGCAGGUGGACAACUAUGAGCACGACAAUCUGCUCGCUCCUCUGAGUUUUUGAACAGAAUUUUCUUUUGGCGCAUCGCCUUUGGUGGCACAUUUGGACUUUUUGAAACAAGACAAAAUCUACUUGACAUAGAGCUUCAGAUGAAGAGCAGCAUAGG